AUGCCAUUGGAUUCGGUUACUCUUCAUUCACAAUUUGACGGUGCUCAGACCUCUCUAAUAUGUCGCCGAAACCAGGUUUCUGGAUUGCAGGAUUCUAUCAGUAUAGAAAAUGAAUUAUCUGCGGCAGCGGCUCAUUUGUCUUUAGAUUCUCCAAAAUUGCCACCUAAAGAUUUUGCUUCACCAGGGUCUUCUCAAUAUGAUCAUAAGAAUGAUGUACAGCAAAAAAAAAUUCGGUCACAGACACAAAAUAGUCCAGCUAAGCUUGUUAUUAAACACUAUAAGCCAAAUGGUGCAUCAGCACUAGAAGCCAGCCUUAUGGACCCGACAGUCUCAAAAUAUUCAUUUACCGAGUGUUCAUAUCUGUCCAACUCCAGAUAUAACUUUGAAAGACACCUGGAAAGACACUCGAAUAAUCCAAGCAGAUCUCUUUGUCAUGUGUGUCCAAAGGCAUAUCACCAACACCCACCUGAAAUAGUUUAUUUAACCCAUGUAUUCCAAUUAUGGCCACAUCUAUGUAUUGUAUUAUUUUUCAUUUAUGUUUUCUUUUGUACCUUGAACAGUCGACCAAUAAUUGGCACAAAACAGAACCAAGAGGGAGUAUGUGCUACGUUUACUAUGCAUUAUGUAUUAUGCAUGCUUUACUUUAUUUUACUAAUGUUUCGUAUAUAA
Molecule: messenger RNA, 669 nt
Organism: Phycomyces blakesleeanus NRRL 1555(-)
Lineage: Eukaryota; Fungi; Mucoromycota; Mucoromycetes; Mucorales; Phycomycetaceae
Exons: 4
Coding region: 1-669 (222 amino acids)
Source: RefSeq, a predicted model, not a curated record